This is a messenger RNA of Carassius gibelio (silver crucian carp), 2059 nucleotides long. RefSeq names its product anoctamin-7-like. Gene Ontology annotation, biological process: calcium activated phospholipid scrambling; chloride transmembrane transport. The record is from RefSeq and is a predicted model, not a curated record. Gene Ontology annotation, cellular component: plasma membrane. The coding region runs from base 232 to 1416 and encodes 394 amino acids. Lineage: Eukaryota; Metazoa; Chordata; Actinopteri; Cypriniformes; Cyprinidae. The transcript has 11 exons. Gene Ontology annotation, molecular function: chloride channel activity.
CAGCUUGACACAACCAAAUGACAUAGAAGGGGUAAACAAAACUAACACUUGGGAACUUGAGAGCUAACUAAGGACAAAAUCCCCCUGGCACAUGGUGAGACAUGGUAUGGCCUAAUGAUAUAGGCUCCCAGAUGUAGGCCUCCUCAGCCCUUAGCCUCUACUUUUGCCCAACCAGGAAGGGACUGCACCCAACAGGUCCAGGCUGGAAGGAUAGCUAGCCUUACUGGUUCUAUGCUAAAUUUGCUGGUUAUUCUGUUGUUGUCACGGCUCUACACUUACCUGGCCCAAAUUCUUACACGAUGGGAAAUGCACCGCACCCAGACCAAAUAUGAGGACGCGUUCAUCCUCAAGGUCUUCAUCUUCCAGUUUGUCAACUUCUACUCAUCUCCUGUUUACAUUGCUUUUUUCAAGGGCAGGUUUGUUGGAUAUCCUGGAAACUAUAAUACACUCCUAGGAAUCCGAAAUGAAGAUUGUGGUGCCUCUGGAUGUCUCACUGAACUAGCUCAAGAGCUGUUAGUCAUCAUGGUAGGCAAACAGGUCAUCAGCAACAUCCAGGAAUUUGUCUUGCCUAAAUUAAAGACAUGGUGGCACAGGAGGAAGCUGAAGCCAGCUCCCAGUCAGGAAGUGAUUGAUGAACCAGACAGUGAGCCAGAGCUCAGCCCAUGGGAAGCAAACUAUCAGCUGUUGGUGUGUGAGGGGCUGUUCGAUGAGUAUCUGGAAAUGGUUCUGCAGUUUGGCUUCAUCACCAUCUUUGUAGCAGCCUGUCCCUUGGCUCCAUUGUUUGCUUUGAUAAAUAACUGGGUGGAGCUGCGUCUCGAUGCCCAGAAGUUUGUGUGUGAGUACCGCAGGCCUGUUGUGGAAAGAGCACAAGACAUUGGGAUCUGGCUGACCAUCCUAAAGUUCAUUUCCUACCUGGCUGUCAUCAGUAAUGCUUUCCUGAUUUCCUUCACGUCUGAUUUCCUGCCACGGCUCUAUUAUCGCUACACUACAGGCAGCAUGAGCGGAUACGUCAACUUCACCCUCUCAGUGGCCCCUGCAAACUUCACCCAAAGCAACUUGACAUGCAGAUAUCGAGGCCUCAGGGAUGAUAAAGGACAACCCACACAAGAUUACUAUCAUCUGCUGGCCAUUCGACUGAGUUUCGUCAUUAUAUUUGAGCAUGUUGUUCUCCUGAUUGGGCGUAUUAUUGACUGGAUGGUGCCAGAUAUUCCUGAGGAGGUGGAAAUUAAGAUCAAACGAGAGCAUUACAUGGCCAAAGAAGCACUGGCUGAGAAUCAGUCACUGAGUAGAACCAUUCUUGAAGAAAUGGAGCAGCAGAUCUCUGCGCUGCGAAACAGAGGAAGAGCACAGAGUCCUAACAACAUCUCGUCUCCCUCCAGUCCAUCUCCUGAACAUAAAGACAAACCUGCAGGCUGAUAUUUGACUCUUCUAAUACACCUUUAUACAAUGUAAAGAUGUUUUUGUAAACUGUUGCCUAUUGAAUAUUGAUAACAUAUCUUCUGUCCUUCGUGAGCUGAGAUGAGCUCUAAAGGCAUCCUAUAAUAAUGGUUUAGAGACCUACCCUGCAUCCUAAAUCACACAAGAAUCAAUAAUUGUGUAUCACUCCAAGGUCACAGGGUCGUACAUGAUUAAAGAAGGCCGAAUUAUGUCACUUGCUUGUUGUUGCUGUUUUUAAAAUGUAUAACUAUUGAUGAUAUAUAGUUUGGAGAAAAUAAUGUGGUCUAACAUGUUAGUUUUAGUUAGACUCAAUUGUAAUAGUGUUGCAAAUACUUUCCCGAGUAUUCUCAAAAGAUCAUGACUUUAUGACCUUUAUUUCUUAUAUCGAACUUGUUCAAAACAAAGUUUAUGCUAUAUUUGAGGCCAGAAUGUUCAUAGGGUGACAACAGAGAGACUGAAUGAAGUAUUCAGAUCAGUCCGCACAUCUCCCUUCUCUGGUUAUUGUUUAUUUAAUGUAAAAACUGAAGCAGUUCGGUAUGAAUGAUGAACUUUAACAACUAGACUAGAGUCAUUUUUGUUCAUCUCAAACAUGUGCCACUAAUAAAAGAUGACAAAAGCAGCA